Solea solea (common sole) is the source of this 2017-nucleotide messenger RNA. RefSeq names its product asparaginyl-tRNA synthetase 1 (gene nars1). Gene Ontology annotation, cellular component: cytoplasm. Gene Ontology annotation, molecular function: nucleic acid binding; ATP binding; asparagine-tRNA ligase activity. Gene Ontology annotation, biological process: asparaginyl-tRNA aminoacylation. The transcript is spliced from 15 exons. Lineage: Eukaryota; Metazoa; Chordata; Actinopteri; Pleuronectiformes; Soleidae. Bases 127 to 1806 code for a protein of 559 amino acids. The record is from RefSeq and is a predicted model, not a curated record.
ACUGAGGCUGACGUAAACCUGCGCGUCCGUGGCUGCCGAGGCACCGGUAGCUGCCGCUUCUCCCUGGUUACCCCAUUAAAAACACGUAUAAUUCACCGCCUCAGCGGACACGCAACUGGACAAGACAUGGCGACGGAGCUAACGAAAGCUGUGGAGCAAGUCUCUGUGGCCGAGGUGUACGUGUCGGACAAAUGUGGCAGUGACAAGGAUGGAGACGGCACGGAGCAGAAACCCUUCAAAACUGCUCUCAAGGCUCUGAUGUUUGCUGGGAAGGAGCCGUUCCCGACCAUCUACGUAGACUCGCAAAAGGAGGAAGAGCGCUGGGCAGUGAUCUCGAAGACGCAGAUGAAAAAUGCAAAAAAGGCCUUUAACCGUGACCAGAUGAAAAGCGGUGCCAAAGAUAAGAAGGAGGCAGAGGACAUCGAGAGGAGAGAGAAGAACCUGGAGGACGCCAAGAACAUCGUCAUCGAGAAGGACCCCAGCCUACCUGAGCCUGAAACGGUGAAAAUUCACCACCUGGAGCCAAAGCGAGGUCAGAGGGUCAAAGUGUUUGGAUGGGUUCAUCGGCUCAGGAGACAGGGGAAGAACCUGAUGUUUAUUGUGCUGAGGGAUGGAACUGGUUUCCUCCAGUGUGUCCUGUCUGAUAAACUGUGCCAGUGCUACAAUGGUUUGGUGUUGUCCACAGAGAGCACGGUCGCUCUGUACGGCACCGUCACUGCAGUUCCUGAGGGGAAACAGGCGCCCGGUGGACAUGAGCUGCACUGCGACUUCUGGGAGCUGGUCGGCUUAGCUCCAGCGGGCGGCGCCGACAACUUGCUGAACGAAGAGUCGGAUGUAGACGUGCAGCUGAACAACAGACACAUGCUGAUCAGAGGAGAGAACGUCUCCAAGAUCCUGCGAGUGCGAUCCACUGUCACACAAUGCUUCAGGGACCACUUCUUCAACCGCGGAUACUAUGAGAUAACUCCUCCCACACUGGUGCAGACUCAGGUAGAGGGCGGCUCCACCCUCUUUAACCUCAACUACUUUGGCGAGGAGGCGUACCUGACGCAGUCCUCGCAGCUCUACCUGGAAACCUGCAUCCCGGCUCUGGGCGACACCUUCUGCAUCGCCCAGUCGUACCGAGCCGAGCAGUCCCGCACCCGCAGACAUCUGUCAGAAUACACUCACGUCGAGGCCGAGUGUCCCUUCAUGUCAUUUGAGGACCUGCUGAACAGACUCGAGGAUCUGGUGUGUGACGUGGUGGACCGUGUGCUCAAAUCCCCCGCCGCUCAGCUGCUCUACGACAUCAACCCUAACUUCAAACCUCCGAAAAGACCGUUCAGGAGGAUGAACUACACCGAAGCCAUCGAGUGGCUCCGAGAGCACGACGUCAAGAAGGACGACGGCUCCUACUACGAGUUUGGAGAGGACAUCCCCGAGGCUCCAGAGAGGUUGAUGACCGACACCAUCAACGAGACCAUCCUCCUCUGUCGUUUCCCUGCUGAGAUCAAAUCCUUCUACAUGCAGCGCUGCUCUGACGACAAGCGCCUCACCGAGUCGGUCGACGUGUUGAUGCCAAACGUUGGCGAGAUCGUCGGAGGCUCAAUGCGUAUCUGGGACUCGGAGGAGCUGCUCGAGGGUUACAAGAGGGAGGGAAUCGACCCGACACCCUACUACUGGUACACUGACCAGAGGAAGUACGGCACGUGUCCUCACGGUGGUUACGGUCUUGGUCUGGAGCGUUUCCUCACCUGGCUGCUGAACAGACAUCACAUCAGAGACGUGUGUCUGUAUCCACGAUUCAUCCAGCGCUGCCGACCAUGAACAAACAAACAGUCAGUCCAAGUUGCACGUAAGCAUCACCUAACUAAAAAAAAAAAGCAAGCCCAGAAACAGAGACAGAAUCCAAUGUUUGGUCCAGUUUUGUCUUCGCUCUAUGACGUCUCAACGCGUCUCCUCCUCAUGUUCAGUCUGUGAUCAUGUACCUGGUGUCUCUGCAAAUCAUGGACCAAAUAAAAUACUGUUCAAAAAUAAA